Messenger RNA from Aspergillus mulundensis, 246 nucleotides. RefSeq lists its product as uncharacterized. The coding region runs from base 1 to 246 and encodes 81 amino acids. The transcript has 2 exons. The record is from RefSeq and is a predicted model, not a curated record. Lineage: Eukaryota; Fungi; Ascomycota; Eurotiomycetes; Eurotiales; Aspergillaceae.
AUGCACAUCGCUACCGUCUGGACCGUCAGCGCUCUGGGCGUCAUCGGCAUGGUCGCACCUGCAGCAAUCGUGCCCCGUCAAGCCGAAAGCACGGUUUAUCUGGGCUUAUACAACGGUACUGACUGUCAGGGAAGUGUUGAAGAUGAUGUGGACCACAUUCAUAUCAAUGGAAGCGCCUACUACAACUGCUUCGCUGCCACCGUCAAGCAGUCAAUUGCCGUUGACCAAAUUCCAGAGGGCUGUUGA